This is a messenger RNA of Symbiodinium necroappetens, 2045 nucleotides long. The record is from the annotation of a GenBank genome assembly. Lineage: Eukaryota; Dinophyceae; Suessiales; Symbiodiniaceae.
GUGCAGCGCGAGCAGCAGAGAACCGCUUCUUUCAGGAAGGCCGGAUGCUGCAGCGCGAAGAGGAGCCGAAGUGGCAUAUGGCAGCAGAAGGGAUGCUGACUGGCGAGCCACGCUUCUUCUUUCCUGAAAUGCUGGAGAUCCUGGUUGCUGCAUCCUUCCACACGCCUCCCCGGCUUUACUCGGAGCCCAUACAGGACCGUAUCGAGCGCAUCCAUGAGAUUUUUGGUGACUUGCUGCAGCUGCCACGGGAAGAGGAAGGGCGCGCCUUCAGGGUGGAUCUUUACUUGAAGGCCACCACAGGCUUUCACGAUACGCAGGAGCUGGCAGAAGAGUUGGAGAUCAGUCCCCAGAGCCUGGAUGAGGUGAUGCAAGCGAUUGAUGCAGAGCUGCCUUUGCUCGCCGAGAGAAAGGAUCCCCACAUUCCGAAGCCGCCUGCGCACGUGGUGGAUAAGCUCCCCGUCCAGCCGAUGACCGCAGAUGAGCGAAUCGACGACAUGCAGAGGAGAAAUCCCUUGGGCAAGACAGUAGCCGGUGGCAAGAAGAAGGGGAAGAAGGCAAAGGGUGCCAAGCAGCCCAAGAAGCGGGAGCUUUUCUACGGAAAGCUUCCGGUGAAAUGGAACCAGGUACAGUGGCUGGGGAAAAGACCAGAGCCACCAAAAGUUGUGAUCCCUCCGAUGUGGCAGACGGACAGCAAGGCAGCGAUGCUGCGGAAUCUGGACGAACACAUCCUGCAGGAACGUGAGGAGUCGCGGGCCUUGAACACUCCAUCCACUGGCUGGGUUCUUCGUCUACAGCUCAUUGAUGAGCCCUUGCGGGCGCCUGUGUGCUCGAAGAGCGAAGAGGUGACCACACUGAUGGAGGCAGCAUCGGCUUCCCGGAGGCUUCGGCAGUACGACAGCGCCAUGGCCCUCCUUAUCCGGGCCCGGCAGCUUUGGGUGGCGGUGGAGGCCAGACAGCCGAGGGCAGCAGAGUGGGAAGAUGUGCAAGCCUUGGUGCCUACGCCAUCUCCUUGGAGCUCAAGCGCAGACAGCGCGAGUCCGAUGCAGAGGUGGGCAGGAGCUGCCGAAGCCGGGAGCCUGGAGGACCAGGAGGAGCUGGAUCGCACCAUUUUCCCAGAUGAUCUCGGCGGACGGCACUCCAAAGGCAUGGCCGUUGGUCGCAGCCGCACAGAGACGCUGCCGCGAGACAUACGUGCUGGAGAGCAGAUUCAUCGGAGCAUGACUGAUCGGUUGGGGCGUACCAGUCCGGAGAGCGAUGACCGGGCUAUGCCGCAUGCACCUCUGGACUCCCUGGAACGCCGGCGCCAACGAAUGGCUUCAAGGGGCUCGUUUCAGCAGAGCGACGCCCCGCAGUCGGCACGUGGCCGCUCACCCACGAGUCGAGCCAGCACUCGAAGCCCCGGUGCAACGAGGAAGUACAACCCCAAGACAGACUUUCCGUCUGCGCUGGGUGAUCAGGAGGACCUCGAGCGAAUCCCUCCACAGGCGGCGCUCUUCUUCUUCUGUGAGCUGGCAUCCCUACAUUCUACCGUGCAGGAGGAUGAGCUCGCUGCGCAGCUGCUCUGGCGCGCUUUGGAACACAGCAGGAGGCUCCCGGCACAGGAUGCAAACGUGGCGAUGGUGUGGAACGGCCUCGGUCGAGUGGCUUUCCACAUCGGCAGGUUUGAAGAUGCCACGCGCCUCCACAUGCGGGCCCGUAGCAUUCGUGAGAAGGCCCUCGGUGGGGAUACCAUCGACACGGCCACUUCUUACAACAAUCUCGCCUGCUGCCUCGCUGCUUUGGACCGGCACACAGAGGCAGCGGCAUUUACGGAGCUUGCUGUGGAGAUCUUAAAAGAACUGGCCGGAGAGGACCAUCCGAGGACCUUGACGGCAAGCCGGAACCUGACCAAGGUACGCACUGCUCCGAAAAAGAUGUCGCUGGAGGCGCCCCAUCUGUUCAGCUUACCUUUGCACGACUUCACAGCAGCUUUGCGAGGGCGGCGCAAGAAGAAGAAAAAGAAGUCUCGAAGCGGGUCGAGCAAGAGCAGCAAAAGCAGGAAAUGA